GCCCGAGCUGGUGCUUCCACGCGACUCAGCGCCCGGCCCGCCGCCCAGAGGAGCCGCGUCUCUGCCCGCGCCCGCGCCCCGCCGCGUCUCCGCAUCUCCCGCCGUCUGCUUGCCAGUUCGAGUCCGCCGUCCAGGCCCCCACACCCAGCACCAUGAACCAAGUCGAGCCCGGCGUGCAGUACAACUACGUGUACGACGAAGAUGAGUACAUGAUCCAGGAGGAGGAGUGGGACCGCGACCUGCUGCUGGACCCCGCCUGGGAGAAGCAGCAGCGGAAGACGUUCACUGCCUGGUGUAACUCCCACCUCAGGAAAGCUGGCACCCAGAUCGAGAACAUCGAGGAGGACUUCAGGAAUGGCCUGAAGCUCAUGCUGCUGUUGGAAGUCAUCUCAGGGGAAAGGCUGCCCAAACCUGACCGAGGAAAAAUGCGAUUCCACAAAAUUGCCAAUGUCAACAAAGCCUUGGAUUACAUAGCCAGCAAAGGCGUGAAGCUGGUGUCCAUCGGGGCUGAAGAGAUUGUCGACGGCAACGUGAAGAUGACCCUGGGCAUGAUCUGGACCAUCAUCCUCCGCUUCGCUAUUCAGGACAUCUCAGUCGAAGAAACCUCUGCCAAGGAAGGCCUGCUGCUGUGGUGCCAGAGGAAGACCGCUCCUUACAGAAACGUCAACAUUCAGAACUUCCACACCAGCUGGAAGGAUGGCCUCGGACUCUGUGCGCUCAUCCACCGGCACCGGCCUGACCUCAUUGACUACUCAAAGCUGAACAAGGAUGACCCAAUAGGCAAUAUUAACCUGGCCAUGGAAAUCGCAGAGAAGCAUCUGGAUAUUCCCAAAAUGUUGGAUGCCGAAGACAUUGUGAACACCCCCAAACCGGACGAAAGGGCCAUCAUGACGUACGUGUCCUGUUUCUACCAUGCUUUCGCGGGCGCGGAGCAGGCCGAGACAGCGGCUAACAGGAUAUGUAAGGUUCUUGCUGUGAAUCAAGAGAAUGAGAGGCUGAUGGAAGAAUAUGAGAGGCUAGCGAGUGAGCUUUUGGAAUGGAUCCGCCGCACGAUCCCCUGGCUGGAGAACAGGACCCCCGAGAAGACCAUGCAGGCCAUGCAGAAGAAGCUGGAGGACUUCCGGGACUACCGCCGCAAGCACAAGCCCCCGAAGGUGCAGGAGAAGUGCCAGCUGGAGAUCAACUUCAACACGCUGCAGACCAAGCUGCGGAUCAGCAACCGGCCCGCCUUCAUGCCCUCCGAGGGCAAGAUGGUGUCGGACAUCGCCGGGGCCUGGCAGAGGCUGGAGCAGGCGGAGAAGGGCUACGAGGAGUGGCUGCUGAACGAGAUCCGGAGGCUGGAGCGCGUGGAGCACCUGGCCGAGAAGUUCCGGCAGAAGGCGUCCACGCACGAGACCUGGGCUUACGGCAAAGAACAGAUCCUGCUGCAGAAAGACUACGAGUCGGCGUCGCUGACCGAGGUGCGGGCCCUGCUGAGGAAGCACGAGGCCUUUGAGAGCGACCUGGCCGCACACCAGGACCGCGUGGAGCAGAUCGCCGCCAUCGCUCAGGAGCUCAACGAGCUGGACUAUCAUGACGCCGUGAAUGUCAACGAUCGCUGCCAGAAGAUCUGUGACCAGUGGGACAGGCUGGGCACGCUGACGCAGAAGAGGAGAGAGGCCCUGGAGAGAACUGAGAAAUUGCUGGAAACCAUCGACCAGCUCCACCUGGAGUUUGCCAAGAGAGCCGCUCCUUUCAACAACUGGAUGGAAGGCGCCAUGGAGGACCUGCAGGACAUGUUCAUCGUGCACAGCAUUGAGGAGAUCCAGAGCUUGAUCACUGCCCACGAGCAGUUUAAGGCCACGCUGCCGGAGGCCGAUGGUGAGCGGCAGUCCAUCAUGGCCAUCCAGAACGAGGUGGAGAAGGUGAUUCAGAGCUACAACAUCCGGGUCAGCUCCAGCAACCCCUACAGCACUGUCACCAUGGACGAGCUCCGGACCAAGUGGGAGAAGGUGAAGCAGCUGGUGCCCAUCCGGGAUCAGUCCCUGCAGGAGGAGCUGGCCCGCCAGCACGCCAACGAGCGCCUGCGGCGCCAGUUUGCCGCCCAGGCCAACGCCAUCGGGCCCUGGAUCCAGAACAAGAUGGAGGAGAUUGCCCGGAGCUCCAUCCAGAUCACAGCAUCCCUGGAGGACCAGAUGAAUCAGCUGAAGCAGUACGAGCACAACAUCAUCAACUAUAAGAACAACAUUGACAAGCUCGAGGGAGACCACCAGCUCAUCCAGGAGGCCCUGGUCUUCGACAACAGGCACACAAACUACACCAUGGAGCACAUUCGUGUCGGAUGGGAGCUGCUGCUGACGACCAUUGCCAGAACCAUCAACGAGGUGGAGACGCAGAUCCUGACGAGAGAUGCCAAGGGCAUCACCCAAGAGCAGAUGAACGAGUUCAGAGCCUCCUUCAACCACUUCGACCGGAGGAAGAAUGGCCUGAUGGAUCAUGAGGAUUUCAGAGCCUGCCUGAUUUCCAUGGGCUAUGAUUUGGGUGAGGCCGAAUUUGCCCGCAUCAUGACCCUGGUGGAUCCCAAUGGACAGGGCACUGUCACCUUCCAGUCCUUCAUCGACUUCAUGACCAGAGAGACAGCCGACACCGACACAGCUGAGCAGGUCAUCGCCUCCUUCCGCAUCCUGGCAUCUGAUAAGCCCUACAUCCUGGCGGAGGAGCUGCGGCGCGAGCUGCCCCCGGAUCAGGCGCAGUACUGCCUGAGCCGCAUGCCCGCCUACAAGGGCCCGGGCUCGGUGCCCGGCGCGCUGGACUACGCUGCCUUCUCCUCCGCGCUCUACGGGGAGAGUGACCUGUGAGCCCGCCGUGCCAGCUCGGCCCGCCCCCGGCCCCGCCCACGCAGUGGAAACUGACCAGCCUCGUUCAGUGAAGGGAAAGGCUUCCCCGUUUAGUAGUGGCCGGCAAUGUAACACCGCUGAAGUUCAGUUUCUACGGCUUAGGACGCAGUGUGCUUCAUAAAUAGGAUUCUUUAUUUCUGAAUUGUUAGCUACAUGCAAUGAAAUAUCAGCGUUUUUUGUUUCUUUGAUAAACAAAGCAAAUUACUUGAGUAGUAUAAACUUAGGAGGAGCUAGGGACAGGAACAAAGUGUAAGAUGGGAAAUUCCAAAAUACCCAAGAUUUAAGACCAGGAAAAAAUAUUGGUAAAUAAAUGUUUGAUAUCUUUAAAAAUAUUCUUGUAUCUAAUAUGCUUAUGUGAUUUUCACCAGGGAAAUAUAUUUAGGAUAUCAGUGUUUUACUUUCUUGCUUAUCCAAAGAUUAGCAAUAUUUAAGUAUAAAUGGUACUAUUGUCUCUUCAGCUGAAUUUAAUAUUGUGAGGUAGGACUUCCAGGGAAUAGAACCAGGCUAUUGGAAAUAUCUUUAGUACUUAAAAAAGUUUAAAUAGAGAUUAUAGUCAACUCUUCGUUGUUUAGGAGUCUGCAGUCCAGUUAGUGGAUUUCGAUGCCUUAUUCAUCCUCUAAAGUAGAGACCUCAGGAAACACAGCAGUCGGUCUGAUUGCCAGAGAGGAAGAUGGAAUCACUAGGUAAAACGAGAUUUUUAGAAUUAAGUAUUGAUUUCAGGUUUCUGUGCCUUUGCUUAUUAGUAUAGGUUCUCGAGAAAUGACUGUAGGUACAUGUUCUGUCUGGAAAUAAACAGGUGUUUGUAGUAAUAGUUCCUAACAGGGGAUGGGUCAGAAACCAGCACCCUGAUCGAUCACUCACCAGGCCAAACUUCUUCAUGCCUUUGGUUUUCUUACCUGGAGAAGGAGUUAGUAGGGAAGGGCUUAUUCUUAGCAGUAGCAGAGAUAAGUUCUCUAAUUGCAGAGCCGUUACAAAUUUUGGACAGAUUCAUUUUGUGUAGUAGGAAUGACUAGAUGCUUUUGCCAGCACUGGGCGCGUGGUCACUGCUGUGCUUGCAUGCUGAUCCGAUGAGCGCUGCGCCUGGCACCGUCCACACCUGAAACCCGUUACAGAGGACGCCACACGUGCUCCCAGCCUCGUCUGAUCUCUCGGACGUCCGUUUGCUCCAGUGCUUGAGCUGCCAUGCGCUACUGACUCCCCUCUCUGUUUCUGUCUUGUUGGCAGCUUGUGGAGAAUAAAGCAGGAAUUCUGUUUUUA
Messenger RNA from Phyllostomus hastatus (greater spear-nosed bat), 4133 nucleotides. It is a transcript of the gene ACTN2, whose product is annotated as actinin alpha 2. NCBI's taxonomy places the organism in Eukaryota, Metazoa, Chordata, Mammalia, Chiroptera, Phyllostomidae. Bases 153 to 2837 code for a protein of 894 amino acids. Gene Ontology annotation, cellular component: cell projection; Z disc; cortical actin cytoskeleton. Gene Ontology annotation, molecular function: actin filament binding; calcium ion binding. Gene Ontology annotation, biological process: actin cytoskeleton organization; muscle cell development. The transcript is spliced from 21 exons. The record is from RefSeq and is a predicted model, not a curated record.